UGUCAUUCCGACCCCUCCCUAUCAAACUACGGUUUUGUCAUUGUCGCCCUACAUCAAUCAAGCUUUUCGAUUUUAGUGAGCAGAUGUGGAAGUAGCCCUGCAUUUUGCCUCAAUUUUUGUAACUCAGUAGCAGUAGCAGUAGCCAUCACAACAUAUGACGAGUAGAGUUUUAUCCUUUGAUAGUGAAUUGCGAGGGUUUAUGUGAGUUUUGUUUGAUUUCCUCGCCCUCCAUAUGCUCCUGGAAGUCAUGGAAGUCUCUUUCUUACUUUUGAGGACCGUGUCGACGACCACACGCGUCUACUCAUGAAACAAAUGGCGCGUGGUACGAGUGCAACACUUUGAGCAAGAUGCUAGUAUAAAUAAAGGCUUCGCAGCACACGACGACCUGCUCCCGGUCCUGCCUCGUGCCUGCUCAUCUGGAAACCAGGCGCAGCCCUCGCGUGGACUAGUAGGAGAAGAUGGCCGACAUAGUGGAGGACGCGCCCUUGUCGGCCGAGCCGCCUUUGGUUAUCGACGAGCGGCCAGCGCAGUUGCAAACCACGGAUGUGCUUCUGAUCAUCCUGGUCUGCACUUUUCUCCUCGCACUGGGCAUCACCCUGUUUUACUACCGGCGGGAGCAAAAUGAGAAGCGGGAAAGGGGGAGCAAAGCCACCGGCGCGGUGGACGAUCUCGACGACGAAUUGCGACAGAGGGCGGCGCAGGUAAAUCAUUCUGCUCGUAAGAACGUAUCUAGUCGUAGCCGCAUUCGGCUCUCUCCCAUCGAAGCGAGAAGUCGACGCAUUCGGCCACUAUGUUCUUUAUCAUUUCUGUUUCAAUGAAAGAGCAGCAUCAAAGUUUUGUUUUGAGCGUUUUCAACGAAAAUUCGUACCCGAUCUAUUCACAGCUGGAAAAAGACGCUCUGCAGUAUCGAACCGAUCUGCACACGAUCGAGACCCACGAGGUCGGGCGGCACCUGGAAACGCAGCUGGCUCUGUCCCAGACCGACCCCACACUGGAAACGGGGGUGUACGGCUUGCAUAUGCACGAAGUCAACCGCAGGCUGGAAUACUUCGGGUUGAACAAAAUAUCGCCGCCGGUCCGGGAAAACAAGUGGGUGCUGCUACUGAGGACGACGUUCCUAACCGGAUUCAAUAUCCUGCUCUGGGCCUGUGUCACGACAGAGGUAGAAAUGUGUUUGAUGUCGACGUGAUGCAACGCAUACUUAGUUUCAUAGCAUAUGCAUACCGCUGUUGCAUGGGAAAAAGAAUGAUAUAUGAUUGUGUUUUACAUUUAGAGAGCACUAACGUGACGAUGAGGAAGAACACCGACCACCCCACCUGACCUACUGAAAGACCCGAUCAUCUUUUCCCUGCUCCUCAGGUUGUCCUGGCGGUGAUGAUUAAGAACCGCGCGCACGGGGGCAGAUUCGAAUUUUGGGAAGAUUUGAUCACGCCCAUCAUCCUCGCCACGGUUAUCGUGGCCUCCUCGCUGAUGCAGUGGUGGAGCGAGCAGCGGGCGGAGUCCAUGCUGGAGUCGCUGUCCGCCAUGCAAACGCAGGAGCGCGUGAAGGUGAUCCGCAUCAGCUCGGACGUCGCAACAAGGAAGGAAAAGCGGUUUGAAACCCGGGUGGACGCGGAGACGCUCGUCCGAGGCGACAUCAUCUCCCUCGGCCCCGGCGACCGCAUCCCCUGUGACUGCCGCAUAAUACACUGCUCCGACGCCGCGGAGGUGGACCAGGCGGCUUUGACGGGCGAGUCCGUCCCGGAACCUCGCGAAACGAAGGCGCAGGACGCGCGCGUGAACUGCAACGAGGCCAAGAACCUGAUCUUUUCCGGCACCUUGCUAUUGAAAGGGAACAUCGUGGCCGCGGUGUUCGCGACGGGGGACAGCACCAUGCUGGGAAAAAUCGCGAAAGGAAUCAACAAGCCGCGGCCGCGCAGCACCUUCGAGAUCGCCAUGGAAAACAUCGUCCACCUGAUCGCGUGGGUGGGGAUUGCGGUGGGUGUUUUGACCGCGAUCGCGGAAAUCUCGAUAGGGAAAUCCGCCGCGGAAGUGCUGGAGUCGUCGGCGUCGUCCCUGUUUGCGCAAAUCCCGGAGGGGUUGAUCCCCACAGCGACGAUAGCAUUGCUGAUCGCGUCCUACCAAAUGGCAGACGUCAAUGUCUUGGUCCGGAAGCUGGAUGCGGUACAACUGCUAUUGCUGUUCUGUUUCGAUGCAGCUUGUGAACGUUUUCUUUUGCCAGUUGAUUGUUGGAACUAAUCCAAUUGAAAUUACCGACCUCCGCACCUACUCUACAACUUGGGUCCUGCGAGCACAAUGUUGACACAUUUAAUUAUGUUUGAGUGCUUCACAUCUUCACAUGCCUAGUAUAAUUCGUAACCAAUAUCCAACUUCUCAGGUCGAGACGCUUGGUUGUUGCAGUGUGGUUUGCAGUGACAAGACGGGCACCUUGACAACGGGCCAGAUGACGGUGACGGAUAUGGUCUCCCCCGACGGCGACGCGUACCGGUUACGCGAUCUACUCUCGCAACGGGGGGAAUCCAAUUCCACCAUGCGGAAACUGGAUAUGGAUGUGUCAGAGUUGAAAUCCACAAAGUUGAAAUAAUUUGCCAUGCAUAAAAUGGAUGCCAGUUGGAACCCAGUUUCUAAGUGGCGCAUGACAAAUUUCGGUGGUCCCUAAAUCCAGUUUGUCAUGCUGUUUAGGCAAAGAAGAGCGAUUUUCGCGUGCUACUUUAGCAGUUCGAGCUGUAGCCCCAAACAGGCUUACAAUCGGCCUCACUUGCCUGCUCUGCAACACACGCGCCGCGGGUCAUGCAUUUUAUGCAUUACAAAUUAUUUCAACUUUGACGAUUUCAAACCUGACGCUUCCAUACUGGAUUCGCUGUGCAAGGGCGGCAUUCUCAACACCUCCGUGACCAUCGACGACCGCGCGACCGCAGCAGACAGUCUGUUCGAUGAACAACCAAUAGAACAAACUACGCAAAACAAGCUAUCACAGUUCCCGAACGAGCAGAUUGGAGGAUCUUCUGCCAGCAAUGCAACCCGCAAGAAUAAUGCGGUUUCCAUGGCGAAUUUUGCCGGCGGCCCGGGCAGUCCGGUCUCUUCCCCGGACACUAUGAAGGACUUGUCCGGCUCGCCCACCGAAGUGGCGGUGUUCCACGCGGCCCGGGAGCUCAUCGGGCGGCACGUGACAGACCAGUACCGGAAAGUGUUUGAAAUUCCGUUCUCCUCGCAGAACAAAUACAUGGUAACCGUACACGAACGACUCUUCAUGAACAGUGCCGGAAACAAUAGCAAAAUCUUUGGCGGAGGUGGUGGGAACAACAACACGUCGACGUCGCCCAGAGACGCGGACUUACUUGGCAUGAACGGGGGCACCGGGGGCGGCGGGACAACGGGCGGAAGUGGGCACAACUACGGCAUCAAUUACGGAGUCGGGUCAAAUCUAAACCAGGAGCAGCUGCAGCAGCAGCCACACCGGAGGAUAACGAUCAAGGGAGCAGCAGACAGGAUCAUCCCGUAUUUGAAAAUGCACCCGCCAAGCGCCAAGUUGCUCACCAUGUGGAAGCGGCUCAUGGGCGAGGGCAAGCGGGUGAUCCUCGUGGCCGAGUGCUAUUUACCCCCAUCUAGUACAACUCCCUCGACCGGGAGUGGUGGCUUUUCAAGUUCACAUCAGCAGCAGAUGAGUGAUCGCGGUCUCGCCGCGCAUUUGGUCGAGAAGCAGAUGGUAAACAAAAAUGGAUCUACUUCGUCCCAAGCAAAGGCUAUCAGCGGCAGCAGUCUGGACGACUUCACGCUGGACGUGUCGCAGCUGCGAUGCGUCGGGCUGUACGGCCUCGAAGACCCGCCGAAGGAGGGCGUGCGCGACGCGGUCUCGCGCGCCCGGGGCGCGGGGGUGCGGGUCGUGAUGGUCACGGGGGAUCAUAAAGACACGGCGGCGGCCAUCGCGAGGGAGCUGGGCAUAUUAGAAGACGACGGCACAGCAGCGGUGAUGGGAGCAGACAGCAAGUCGACAUCCUCGACGACGACGGUCACAGGCGGAGGUGCUGGUCCUCCAUCAUCAAACAUGCUCACUGCGUCGGGAACGAGAAGUAUGAACGCGACAAAUUCCAACCUUUUGGACAGCGGCGUUUCGAGUUCUGUAGGGGGUCUCACGGACGAGCUGCAGUCUGUGGAUUUACUCGGCGGGACCAUGUCCACUAUCGCCUCCAGUGGAAACCUGCAGCAAAGUGGAUACAACACAACUACACAUCAAGCCGCAAGUCAAAAUGGUACCGGACUACCAUCUGCUGCGAUGAUCGGAAAUAGCACACAACUACAUCAAGGUAAUCCCAAUCUUCCUCCCAGCAGCACCGGGGACCAAAAUGUGGACCUGAUCGGGACAAACAGCUCGAACUUCGUGCACAAGCAGAACCCGUCGCUCGAAUGCACAACACUGGAAGUGAUCACCGGCGACCAAGUCGAAGAGCACACGCCCAUGGACGGCGACGAAUUCGGCCCCGACGAACCCGCCCACAUUUUGGACUUCUGGUUCCGCGCGACGCAGGAGUGCUCCGUGUUUGCCCGCGUGUCCCCGAUGCACAAGCAGAUCAUCGUCCGCGCGUACCAACAGUUCGGCGGCGAGGAGAUGUAUCAGAACAGUUACAACGAGGAUUCCGGCGAUGCCAGCAUGGAGAAUAACGUGAUCAAUCACAUCAUCGAGAAGUACGCGAAAAAGGGGUUUUUCACCGUGCGCGAAAAGGUCCGAGUCCACAUCCUCGGCCGCCCGCCGACGCCCAGGAGCGCUCCCAACAGCAAGAACGCCUUCCACUUCGGCCAGCGCAGACGAAAAAAAAUGACCGGCGCGAUCUGCGCGAUGACGGGCGACGGGGUGAACGACGCGCCGGCGCUGAAGCAGGCGGAGGUUGGGAUUGCCAUGGGCAUUCGGGGGACGGAGGUGGCGAAGGACGCAGCGGACAUCAUCUUACUAGAUGAUAACUUCGGGAGCAUAAUCCGCGGGAUAGAACAAGGAAGGAGGUCCGCGGACAACCUGCGAAAGUCGAUUUUGUACACAUUGUGCUCGAAACUCCCGCAAUUUCUCCCCACGUUCAUCCAAAUUCUCUGCUCCGUGCCGGGUCUGAACAUCCUCGUGGUCAUUUUCCUCCCCCCGGUUGUCCGGAAGCUCCCGGGGCCACUUCUCACCGUCCCACAAAUUCUCGCGAUCGACAUUCUGACUGACGUGUGGACCUCGAUCGCCUACGCCUUGCAACCCAGCGAAGACAAUUUGAUGACUAGGUUACCGCGACACCCGAAAACGCAGCCUUUGAUGGACACCGGGCUUUUGACUUAUUCCUACCUCUAUAUGGGCGUGAUGCAGUGCAUCGGGUGCUUCCUCUGCUCGGUGAUCCUGUUCUACCAGCCGCAGAUGGACCAGAUUGAGAAGACGGAAAACGAGGAGCUCGCGACCAGUAUCUACAUGCAGGCGACAACCAGUUACUAUUGGACGCUGGUGGUCGGGCAACUUGCGGCGGCCUACGCAACGACGACGUUCAAGCAGUCUCUGCUGGAAUACGGGAUUCCGAACAAAGUUCUGAAUGUGCUGAUCUUUUUGGAAAUUCUGUCCGGCUUGUGGGUCGUGUUUUCUUCCGCGGGCAAUGUCAUGUUCCAGACGAGACCUAUGCCGUUCUACCUGGUCGCUCUUCCCUUUCUAGUCACCUUUGUCCCAAUAUUAGUGAUCGAAGAGCUGCGGAAGGCGUUGCUGCGGAAAAAGGACAAGGACAUCGAGCUGGCGGAGCGGACCGCGCUCCGAACCACCGGGCAGGGCUUGUACGGCGGCCACCUCCAUGGGGCGACGCCGCGGUCCGGGUCAAAAAGCCGCCGGAGCUGGAACCGGGUGCUGCGAUCGCAGAGUCGGGAAGCCUACCAGCACGCCGCGCGCGGCGGCCAGUUCGGUGGACCCGGGGGCGGAGGUGAUCAGGUAACGAUCGUGCCCGCGGUAAACAUGUGGGAUUUGGAUGUGCGGGCCGGGCUAGAAAACGACUCGGAAGAAGACGACGAGCAAUGGAAAAACCUGAUGGACUCGGUGUAAUUCUUCUUCCUGCAGCUGCGAGUCUCGUCGCGGAUGUGGACGACGAGGAGAUGGACAUCAUGAAGAUCAAUCAUGGAUGUAGGUGCUGGAGAAAAUCAAUGUCCUCUUUACCGGCAAGAAAGAACGAGCAAAUGGACGAAGUCGAAAUCUAGCGACAACAUUCACCUUUCCUUCGUUCUGGCUUCGGAAGAUCAUGAUCUGCUUGUGGGUAAGAACCUAGCCUGAACUACUUUUCAUGACUACCACCACUACGAUUUUUUAAGAGCCGUGUAUGUGGUCAAUGUUAUUUCGCACAUGAUCACAGCUUGUUCCAUUCAUUGUCCACCCCAAAAAAAAGCCAAAACGACGACGGAAAUCAAUGUGGUACUACCCCGGGUGAAGCGACGCUUCAUCUUCAAUCAUUGACAUAUCCUCUCGAGCUUAUCAAAUAAAAAACCUCGAAUCACGAGGUUUUACCACACUAUUUUAUCCCCACCUUUCGCGGCGCCCCCCAGCGUCUCCGUGGUCACAGAGAACUGCUUCAACCAUAUUUUCGUAGACGACAACUUUCAAUGCGAGCAACGCUUCAACUUGAAGCUUGAAGAUUUCCUUUCCAAGAAAAGGAAAUACACAAGAACCAGAAACGAAAAAGGAGACAACUCCAACUCCUUCGAGUAGAG
Molecule: messenger RNA, 6705 nt
Organism: Amoebophrya sp. A120
Lineage: Eukaryota; Dinophyceae; Syndiniales; Amoebophryaceae
Source: the annotation of a GenBank genome assembly